GGCUGCAUCUCCGUCGGAAAGGACGCUCACCACAUCCCUGCGGCCUCGCGGGAGCGUUCUGUCUCCCACAGCUUGGAAAGGGAGACGUCCUAACUGUGAAGUGGCUGUGGAGUAGAGCCCGGGAAACCGCACAGUUGGACAGGGACCUAGAGGGUGAGAGCCGGUCGUGCCGGUCACCCGAGGACCGCACUCACCGGUGGGGACGCAGCAUCCCCGAGGUUGCUGACGCGCCCUCCCCGCCGCGCUCCUGCUAGGCACCGCCAGCCCAGAGGACCGUGAGAGCACUGCGAACCCGCGGUGGCCGCCGGAAUCCCGGAGCUGCCGGGAGCUCCCGGCGCUUCUCUGCAAACUUUUCCCCAGCCCACGUGCUAGCGAGGCGACUCGCUUCCCCAGCCCGGGAUGGAGCGCCGCGCCUAGGCACGCCGCACCGUCCGAAACGUUCGAGGCUUGAGAGAUGCUGACGGCGCCGAACUGACCAGAGCGUGGCCGCCGGGCUAGUGGCCACUCUCCCUCUGCGUCUUCCGUAGCAGCGCGGUGGGCGCCGGCUCCUCGGAUGAGCUAUCCAAUUCCCCGACUUUGAGAGGCGACUCUCCCCCGCCCGACCGCCCAGAUGCAGUUUCGCCUCUUCUCCUUUGCGCUCAUCAUCCUGAAUUGUAUGGAUUACAGCCACUGCCAAGGAAACCGAUGGAGACGCAGUAAGCGAGCUAGUUAUGUAUCAAAUCCCAUUUGCAAGGGUUGUUUGUCUUGUUCAAAGGACAAUGGGUGCAGCCGAUGUCAACAGAAGUUGUUCUUCUUUCUUCGAAGAGAAGGCAUGCGCCAGUAUGGAGAGUGCCUGCAUUCCUGUCCAUCCGGAUACUAUGGACACCGAGCCCCAGAUAUGAACAGAUGUGCAAGAUGCAGAAUAGAAAACUGUGAUUCUUGCUUUAGCAAAGACUUUUGUACCAAGUGCAAAGUAGGCUUUUAUUUGCAUAGAGGCCGCUGCUUUGAUGAAUGUCCAGAUGGUUUUGCACCAUUAGAUGAAACCAUGGAAUGUGUGGAAGGAUGUGAAGUUGGACAUUGGAGUGAAUGGGGAACUUGUAGCAGAAAUAAUCGCACAUGUGGAUUUAAAUGGGGUCUGGAAACCAGAACACGGCAAAUUGUUAAAAAGCCAGCAAAGGAUACAAUACCAUGUCCAACCAUCGCCGAAUCCAGGAGAUGUAAGAUGGCCAUGAGGCAUUGUCCAGGAGGGAAGAGAGCCCCAAAGGCAAAGGAGAAGAAGAACAAGAAAAAGAAGAGGAAGCUGAUAGAAAGAGCCCAGGAGCAACACAGUGUCUUCCUAGCUACAGACAGGGCUAACCAGUAAAAUAAAAGACAUGUAGGGGUAGAUUUUGGGGUGGGGGGUGUUUUUGCCAAAGUGCACAAAGCUACUCUCCACUCCUGGACACCGGUGUACAGCGUUUUGCGCUGCUGUGACCAGUGUCUGUUCCCAGUAACGUUGUGAAAGGAGGAGCCACGAGCGUGGUCUCUGUUAUUUAUGCUUUGAUUUGCAUCUGGAAACUGUGAAGGCAGGAGUUUGGGGUCCAGCAUGUGCCUCGGCUCCAUGUGCACCGAGGGAUUAUGGCACCACGGAGGGGCAAGAGCUGUGAGGCCACGGAGCACCCCUGGAGACCAGACGUGCAUAUUUACGGGAAAGAAGACACUCCGCAGGCAGUGGUGUUUCACGGGUGACCUUGAUUUCUCACAUUGUGCAUUCGCAAGGAUAAAUGCUUGCGGGGCUCUGCUUUGAGCUGGGGGGGGCGCACUCCGGGAAUUCCUGCUCAGCUUCACGGCAGCUCCCACUUGUACAUAUUCUGUGGGGCUACAUAUAAACCUCUUACUUACUGUAUAUUUAUGCUUUCCGAUGUGUAACAAGUCAUACCUGAUUAAUAUUAUGUCACUUUGUUUCUAGUGGUUCCUAACCAUCGUCCAGUAAAUGGCUGUUCUAGAUUUGCGAAUUGACCAAUGUUUUGUUGCCCCUUUUCUUUUUUUUUUUUUUUCGGGCUUAUUUCUCAUUGUAAGAAUAGGAUAAGCUAGUUUGUACAUAGGCUCAAAUGACCAGUGUCAAAGCAUUUGAAUAUCUGUAGACCUUCCCUACUCUGUGUCUCCUCAUGCAGAUAAAGCAGCAGGUGACAGGCAGAAGCUAAAACUCCCUUUAUGUCUAAGAUGUGAGGACUUGAUGAAACAGAACUGAAAACAUGAGCAAUGACCUGCAGUCCCUUCUAGUACUCAUCAUGCUGUUCUACCAGCUAGCUAGGGAAUUUUUUAAACCUGUGUUUCAGACUUCAGUGUG
Ailuropoda melanoleuca (giant panda) is the source of this 2308-nucleotide messenger RNA. RefSeq names its product R-spondin 2 (gene RSPO2). The record is from RefSeq and is a predicted model, not a curated record. NCBI's taxonomy places the organism in Eukaryota, Metazoa, Chordata, Mammalia, Carnivora, Ursidae. Bases 611 to 1342 code for a protein of 243 amino acids. The transcript is spliced from 6 exons.